Molecule: messenger RNA, 959 nt
Organism: Vigna unguiculata (cowpea)
Lineage: Eukaryota; Viridiplantae; Streptophyta; Magnoliopsida; Fabales; Fabaceae
Source: RefSeq, a predicted model, not a curated record
AUUUUUGUGACACUAGUUUGGGUUCAGUUAGUUCAUUGCAAAAUCGGAAACUUUGCAUCAAUUGAGAAUGUUCUCCCAAACGUAUUUACUCUCUUCGCGUCCUUUCAGCUUUAACGGGGUUUCAGUGGACACCACUGUACGUGCCCCGUUCUCCGUUCGUGUCAGUACCUCAGCCACAUCGACGCCGGUUGCCGGCGAUACGACCCCGGCGCCGGUAAUCUCAGAACUACAUAAACCCGAUUUUACGCUACCCUCGCAGUCGCUGGUCGCGGCAGCUCCGCCCAUUGAACUGGCAAAAAAUCUAGGGUUCCGACCCAACCCUGAAUUGGGGCUUCUCUCAUACCUGUUCGUCCUUUCCAUGGCUUUGAGUGCGUUUUUCUCGGUAGCUAUGGUUUCUUUUCCUACCUUAAUUGCUUUUGGAAGAUUAGGAGCUUCCGUGAAGAAAUUGACAAAGGUUGUUUCGGUAGAGGUGCCGGGGACUUUAUCUUCUCUCAAACUUUCUAGUCGGGAGCUGAAUGAAUUAACCCAACAACUUAGUCUUCUCAGGCAGCAUAAAACUGGUGGUGUUCCUAUGGGAACAAAGGGCAUGAACACUGUCAGAUCAAAAUCCUCUAGCAAGAAGAACCCAGCAUCCUAACAUUUACAACGUUGAGUAAAACUUUUUUGCAAACUUCUUUAACGGUUCAGCAGCAUCUUUUGCAUGAACUGGGACAGGCAUAUUGGUUACUAGAGUUACUCUAGAAGAUGAGACCAAGGAUCUUUUUUGUGCGUCUGAAGGAUCAAUCUUCCAUAGUAUCACCUCCCAUACCUGCUACAGAUAAAACUGCUAUGACAUACAUUUCUCAUAUUUGUAAGUCUUAGCAACAACAAAGUAAAUAUUUGCACAUUACUGAGAUAACAGAUCAGAUCACCCAACAUUUAAUUUUUUUUGAGAUAUGUUGUUAUUAUUAUUACUAUUA